CUCUCGUCAGUCUCGUGGGUGUUUAAAUAUCGCCUGCACUCAGCGGCUUAUAAUUACAUGAACUUGAUAUAGCAUCCUGUCAUUUGUUAUAUUUUAUUUUUAUAUUUGACUCAUGGCUAUAAGUGUGUUGAAAAUUAAAAAUACUUGGAAAAUAGGAGUUUACCAAUCUUUAGUGAAAAUUUUGCCAUUCCGCACAUUUCCUAUCCAACAUCAACAACUAUUGGGACAACCAACUGCUCUUACUCACCCACAUUUAAUGCAACCAAAUGAAAUAACUCCAGGAAUCACACUUAAUGAAUACAAAGAAAGGAGAAAAAACUUAGUAAAAGUAAUGAAGAACACCCAUUUUGGUAAAUCUCAUGACAAACAUCUUCUCAUUUUUUCAUCAAACCCCACAUAUUUCAUGGGACCAGAUGUACCGUAUCACUUUAGACAGAAUUCAAAUUUUUUGUACUUGACAGGAUAUCAAGAGCCCGAUAGUGUGUUGAUUAUUGAAAUAGGAAUGAAUAAUGUUUCUGGUGACGAUUACAGGACAAUAUUUUUUACAAGACCAAGAGAUAAAACCAGAGAAAUAUGGGAUGGACCACGUAAUGGAUUGGAAGGAGCAACAGAGCAUUUUGGAUUUCAAGAAGCUUAUCCAAUUGAUGAAAUUUCACAAGUGAUUCUUAAGAGGUUUAGUGAUAAAGAUUGUCACAUCUGGUACGAUCACAUGCAACCAUCUCAUCUCCACAUUAAUAAAGACAUAAUGGAUGUUCUUUUGAACUCUUCAGAAUUUCAUUUAAAGAAAUUACAUGCUGUUGGACACAUUGUGGAAUCCUUACGUGUAGUGAAGUCACCAGCUGAAAUAUCAAUAAUGAAGAAAUGUGCCAACAUCACUGCUCAUGGUUUCAUGAAGACCAUGUCGCAUACAAAGCCUGACGUACAGGAAUCACAGCUACAAAAUGUGAUGGAAUAUGAAUGUAAGAAACUUGGUGCAAAUCGAUUGUCCUUUCCUCCAGUAGUGGCAGGUGGACAAAUGGCCAAUACUCUACAUUAUGUCAAUAAUGAUCAAUUAUUAAGGAAUGGAGAUCUUCUAUUGGUUGACAGUGGUUGUGAAUUGAAUGGAUAUAGCAGUGAUGUAACUAGAGUGUGGCCAGUGGACGGAAGUUAUACCAAACCACAGAAAGAAUUGUAUGAUAUCUUAUUAAACAUACAAAAAAAUUGUAUUAAGUUAUGUAAAGUUGGUACAUCAAUAGAUAAACUAUAUCAAACCAUGAUUGGAAUGAUGAUACACAAAUUUGAAGCCAUAAAACUUAUUCCCAAGGACUUACCGCAACAUCAUAAACAUCAACUAGUUCGACAACUGUGUCCACAUAAUAUUGGACAUUAUCUUGGAAUGGAUGUUCAUGAUGUAUGUUCAAUGAGUAAAAACCUCCCACUUGAUGAAGGUAUGGUGAUAACAAUUGAACCUGGAGUGUACGUAAGAAAUGACAUGGAUGUACCAACAAGGUACAAAGGAAUUGGAAUUCGAAUUGAAGAUGAUAUUUUAAUCACAAAAGAAGGACCUGAAGUGUUAACAUCGCUUUGUCCAAAGGAAACUGAUGAGAUUGAGAGUUAUAUUGGAAUGGCAAGAAAAAAGUGUUAAGGAUUGCAAGAUAUUAAAAAAAGACUUGUAGUUCAAGGAGAAAAUUUAGCAAAGGUAGAAAACACACUAUUGAUUACUCAGUAAGUGAACCCCCAAGAAUUUGUUCUUCCAUACACAUAAUACACACGGACCAUAACUAGACCUAUGUUCUCAGGCAACAUACACCUCUCAUCACCAAUAUAGAACAAACUUUAAAGCACAUGCUAAGUAUGUUCCUGAAAAAGAACUUCAACUCCAAAGCAUAGCUUUAGAAUUUUAACCAAGCGUGAAUCAAAAACCGAUAGUAUCACACAGUGGUACCUUGACAACUCCUACACCUCCACCAAGUCGUCUGUAGUUCAUACCACCAUACAUUUUCCAUUGACUAUUACAGUCUAAUACUUCAAUAGUCUUAAGAUAUGUAGUACCAUCAAAACCUCCAACAGCUAACAAUUGCCCAUUUACUACAGCCAAACCAACACCACUUCUUCUUGAAUUCAUGGCAACAACAGGGCACCAAUGACCUAUAUCAGGAUCAAAACAUUCCGCACUGCUGAGCUCUGUUGAAUCAUCACGACCACCAACUGAAAAUAAUUGUUAAAUAAAGGAUUUCAUGAAACAAUGUAA
Molecule: messenger RNA, 2230 nt
Organism: Xenia sp. Carnegie-2017
Lineage: Eukaryota; Metazoa; Cnidaria; Anthozoa; Malacalcyonacea; Xeniidae
Product: xaa-Pro aminopeptidase 3-like
Exons: 16
Coding region: 113-1624 (503 amino acids)
Cellular component (GO): mitochondrion
Molecular function (GO): metalloaminopeptidase activity; manganese ion binding
Source: RefSeq, a predicted model, not a curated record